AUGUCUGUUCAGAAGGUUGAAGAAGGACGACUAUGGGGACUAAGCUCAGCGGAAGAAUCAGCUACUUCCAUUAAGCCAUUGGAUGAAUGGAUGGAUGAUCAAGAGUUGGGGCCAAGUAAUAUGAUGGACCAAGGACAUGAUGAGUUGGAAUCUCAAGAAGGUUUGUCACUGGAAUCAUCAUACAACCUCAUGAUGAAUUCUUUGGUAGAAGCAAAUACACAACCAAGUGUAUCAAGGUCAUCCGAGUUUCUAGAUAUUGCAACAAUAAUGGAGAAGCUGGGAACAAAUUACUUUAAAGGUGGAAGGAGUACAUUCGCAGCUAAUUCAUGGUUACAAAGCCUAGAGAAGAACUUCUCCGUAACGGAAUGCCCAAAGGAGUACAAGAAGGACAUUGCCGUAUACCAUUUGAAGAAAGAUGCAGCUAAUUGGUGGACCAACUUAGAGAAGCAGUACAGAGACAAGGAGCCAACGUGGGAAGACUUUAGAAGAGAGUUCAAGACGAAGUAUUUUCCACAAGAAGUAAGAGAGAAGUUAGAAGCCAAAUUUUUGAAGCUAGAGCAAGCUGAGAGAAGUGUACGAAAAUACGAAGCAGAAUUUUCGAGACUUCAGAGAUAUACAUCUUACGGUGAUGAAGACAAGGCAGCCACAAUUCGAAGAUUCAUGCGUGGCCUAAGACCGGAGAUUCGAAGCAGACUACAAGCAGUAGUUUUCUCAAGUCUGCCUGAGUUAGUCGAAAGAACAGUGAACGUAGAAGAAUCCGUAGCCGCAGAGAACGAUGCAUUAUCGCAAAAUUAUGGUGGCAGUAGUUCGAGAUUAAAAGGAGGCCAAUCAAGAAUCCAAAAGAAGGAGAAGAACAAGAAAGGAUGUCGUAAAUCAAGAAUGAAGAACAUCAAAGUCGGAUGUUAUCUAUGUGGUCAGUUCGGGCACUCAUAUUGUGCGUGCCCAAGUAUGAGAUAA
Molecule: messenger RNA, 957 nt
Organism: Camelina sativa (false flax)
Lineage: Eukaryota; Viridiplantae; Streptophyta; Magnoliopsida; Brassicales; Brassicaceae
Source: RefSeq, a predicted model, not a curated record